AUGUCCAUGUCCGUCGAAGAAUGCCAGGCGCCACGCGCCGGCUUCCCCAAACCCGUGCCGGACACACCCACAAACGUCAUGCAACAAUUCAGCAUGAAAGGCAAAGUCAUUGUGGUCAACGGCGCAGCCGAAGGAAUCGGUGGAGCCGUAGCCGACGCCAUGGCCGAAGCAGGCGGCAACGUAGCCCUGUGGUACAACUCCAACAGCGCAGCCAUAACCCGCGCGGAGAGCCUCGCAAAGACACACAACGUCAAGACAAAAGCCUACAGCGUGAACCAGAUCAACGCCGAGGCAGUCCAAAAAGCCGUGCAACAAGUAGUUGAGGACUUUGGCCGCAUCGACGUCUUCGUCGCCAACGCCGGCACAGGAGAUAGCAAGCCGCUCCUCGACCAAACCCUCGAUAGCUACCACAACCUCAUGAAAGUCAACGUCGACGGCCCCGUUUUCUGCGCCAAGUACGCCGGCGAGGUAUUCAAAAAGCAAGGCUUCGGCAACUUGAUCCUCACCAGCUCCAUCUCCGCGCACAUUGUCAAUGUACCCAUCGACCAACCCAUCUACAACGGUACAAAAGCGUUUAUCUCGCAUUUGGGCAAGUCGCUGGCGAGGGAGUGGAGGGAGUUUGCGAGGGUCAACAUUGUGAGCCCGGGGUUCUUUGAUACGAAGAUGGGGGCUGGGCCGCAGGUUAUUAAUGAGGGGUUGAGGAUGAUUCCGCUGGGGAGACAGGGUAAUGUCAAGGAGAUUAAGGGGUUGUUUUUGUACUUGGGUAGUGAUGCGUCGAGUUAUAUGACAGGAAGCGAUUGUAUUAUUGACGGUGGGUAUGUACUGCCAUAG
This is a messenger RNA of Alternaria novae-zelandiae, 831 nucleotides long. RefSeq lists its product as uncharacterized. The transcript has a single exon. NCBI's taxonomy places the organism in Eukaryota, Fungi, Ascomycota, Dothideomycetes, Pleosporales, Pleosporaceae. Gene Ontology annotation, molecular function: oxidoreductase activity, acting on NAD(P)H, oxygen as acceptor. The record is from RefSeq and is a predicted model, not a curated record. Gene Ontology annotation, cellular component: intracellular anatomical structure. Bases 1 to 831 code for a protein of 276 amino acids.